This is a messenger RNA of Paramecium primaurelia, 520 nucleotides long. NCBI's taxonomy places the organism in Eukaryota, Ciliophora, Oligohymenophorea, Peniculida, Parameciidae. The record is from the annotation of a GenBank genome assembly.
AUGUUUUGGAAUCAAUCUAAUAUUUUCAAUUAAAAAACAUCAGAACUAUUAUUGUAGUUGGAUAACAUAAUUACAAAUAAUAUACACAAUUUGUUAACUAUCAUGUAUUUUCUAUUUUAUUUAUUUAGAAAGUUGAUGAAAAUCAAACAGACAUCAUCAAAAUCUUUGAUAGAAUAACUACACUCAUUUCAAAUGAAAUAAAGCGUUCAUCUGUUUUAGUAUGUUGUUCUAAUGGAUUAAAUUGGAGUGCUGCUAUAAUUAUAGCCUACUUAAUCAAAAUUAAAUAAUGGUAAUAUGAAAAAGCUUUCUAUCAUCUUAAAUCAUUGAAGACAUUAGUGAAUCCUUCUUUGCCUCUAAAAAAAUAACUAAUAUUAUUCAAUUCUAAAAUUCACAAUUAAAAACAAGAGAACUAAGAAAAUAAUAUUAAUUAUUCUAAUCUAAUCAUUCCUUCCAAAUUUUAACAACGAAUUAUUGAAUAGACUUAAAAGUAAUAAUAUUUGGAAGAUUCUAUUAAUUCUUA